AUGGGGUGGACCGUGUUUCGCUAUCUGGCGGACAUAUCCCACCUAGCUUCGAUAUGUAUCCUGAUCUGGGCAAUCCACCGUAACAAAAGUGCUGAGGGCGUUUCGCUCCUCACCCAGGGUCUCUAUGGGCUCGUGUUCGUGGCUCGAUACCUGGAUAUACUCAAACCAUCGUCAUGGGCUUUUGGGUAUGGAGCGUCACUGUGGAAUAUCCUCUUUAAGCUCUUUUACCUAAGCUCCUCUUUCUACCUUGUGUUUAUCAUGAUGAAGGUCUUUCCUCGAACACGAGAAACAGAGCGAGCAUGGAAGCUUGGAAUUUACUCAGUGGCUGGAUCGCUGGUGCUGGCGCCGAUUGCGAUUGCUGUACUGGAGGGGGGUUUCCCAACGACUUGGUUCCUUGAGCUCUGCUGGUCUUUCUCUAUCAUUCUCGAAUCGGUUUGCGUACUGCCACAAUUACUACUCUUGCGCCAAACCACCGUUCCAACCGUGAUUGAUUCCUACUACCUCGCUGCUUUGGGGUCUUACCGGGCAUUCUACAUUGUGAACUGGCUUGUCCGUGGUUUCAGCAAUCCGCCGAGCUGGGAUCCGAUUGCGCUUGUUUUCGGACUUGUACAGACUGCUUUCUAUGUCGACUUUGCGUGGGUUUAUUACUCGCGCCAGCGAGUGAAGCUUCGCAACGGCGGAGUGGUUGAUUCGGAGGACCUUCGCAAGAGUUGGCUGGUGAACCGUGUUCUCAACCUUCGAGGAGUGCGCGGCUCUAGCGAUGAGGAGCAGGGUCUCCGAGAGGAUGCGGAGGGGGAUGAAAAUCGAGCCAGUAACAACCGGUGGGGCGCCCGUGGUGUCUCCAUUGCUGCGGAUGACACGCUUGAUCAUCACCAGGCGCAUGGGGAUAUUCAAGACCCUGACGAUUUCGCGGGAGUUUUGGGGGACGAGGGUUCCGACGAGGAUGACCAUGAUCUUUCUAGUCCGCGUCACCAAACCACCGCAUGA
Penicillium pulvis is the source of this 987-nucleotide messenger RNA. Its product is annotated as ER lumen protein-retaining receptor. NCBI's taxonomy places the organism in Eukaryota, Fungi, Ascomycota, Eurotiomycetes, Eurotiales, Aspergillaceae. Bases 1 to 987 code for a protein of 328 amino acids. The record is from RefSeq and is a predicted model, not a curated record. Gene Ontology annotation, biological process: endoplasmic reticulum to Golgi vesicle-mediated transport; protein retention in ER lumen. Gene Ontology annotation, molecular function: ER lumen protein retrieval receptor activity. The transcript is spliced from 3 exons. Gene Ontology annotation, cellular component: membrane; endoplasmic reticulum; cis-Golgi network.